This is a messenger RNA of Trichobilharzia szidati, 232 nucleotides long. The record is from the annotation of a GenBank genome assembly. Lineage: Eukaryota; Metazoa; Platyhelminthes; Trematoda; Strigeidida; Schistosomatidae.
UAAUAAUAAUAAUAAUAAUAGCAAUACUGUCACUCCCUCUACUAAUUAUACUUUCACUAAUAUUUCUACUACAACAACUUCCACUAGUGUUGUUUCUUCUUGUCCUACUGCUAAUACCACUAAGACUAUCAGUGCUAAUAUUACGGCUACCAUUGUUUCUAAUAAAACAACUGAUACUACUAAUCACAAUAGUAGUGAUGUAUGUUAUAUCGAAUUUCAUGCUCACAAGUAG